AUGGAGCGGGAGGGCGGCGGCCCGGGGCCCCCCGCGCCCCACGAGCCCAUCAGCUUCGGUAUCGAUCAGAUCCUGGGCGGCCCCGAGCCCACGGGGCCGCACCGGGCGGCGGCAGAGCCCGAUUACGGGCUCUACGGCAGCGGCUACGGCCCCACCGGUCCGCUCGGCUCCUACAACCUCAACAUGAGCAUGAACGUGAGCGUGAACGUGACCCCCGCGCCCGCCGCGCCGCCCGCCGGAGUCAUCCGCGUCCCGGCGCACCGGCCCGCGCCCGCCGCGCCGCCCGCCGCGCCCGCCGCGCCGCCGCCGGGGCCCGCGCUGCCGGGGCUCACCUUCCCGUGGAUGGAGACCACGCGGCGCAUCGCCAAGGACCGGCUCUCAGCCGCGCUGUCGCCCUUCGCGGUGACGCGGCGCAUCGGGCACCCGUACCAGAACCGGACGCCGCCCAAGCGCAAGAAGCCGCGCACGUCCUUCUCCCGGGUGCAGAUCUGCGAGCUGGAGAAGCGCUUCCACCGCCAGAAGUACCUGGCCUCGGCCGAGCGCGCCACCCUGGCCAAGGCCCUCAAGAUGACGGACGCCCAGGUCAAGACCUGGUUCCAGAACCGCCGCACCAAGUGGAGGCGGCAGACGGCGGAGGAGCGCGAGGCCGAGCGGCAGCAGGCCAACCGGCUGAUGCUGCACCUGCAGCAGGAGGCCUUCCAGAAGAGCCUGGCCCAGCCGCUGCCCCAGGACCCGCUCUGCAUGCACAACUCCUCCCUCUACGCCCUGCAGAACCUCCAGCCCUGGGCCGAGGACAACAAGGUGACGUCGGUCUCCGGGGUGGCCUCUGUGGUGUGA
This is a messenger RNA of Melozone crissalis (California towhee), 837 nucleotides long. RefSeq names its product T cell leukemia homeobox 2 (gene TLX2). Gene Ontology annotation, cellular component: nucleus. Lineage: Eukaryota; Metazoa; Chordata; Aves; Passeriformes; Passerellidae. The transcript has 3 exons. The record is from RefSeq and is a predicted model, not a curated record. Bases 1 to 837 code for a protein of 278 amino acids. Gene Ontology annotation, molecular function: DNA-binding transcription factor activity, RNA polymerase II-specific; RNA polymerase II cis-regulatory region sequence-specific DNA binding. Gene Ontology annotation, biological process: regulation of transcription by RNA polymerase II; animal organ development.